AUGAGUUCUCUCCUAAAAUGGUCCACCAUGGUAGCACUUAAGCCCGUCGCAAAAAGCGCGAAGAGCGUCAAGGGAUCAAAGAAAGCAAUUCGCAAGAAGAAGGUCCAUCUUAAAUUCAACAUCGAAUGCAAGAAUCCUGCCGAGGAUGGAAUCUUUAAGACCGAAGAUUUCGAGUCUUUCUUAAACGAGAAGAUAAAGAUUAAUGGGAAGUGUGGGCAACUUGCUAACGCUGGUGUAAAGGUUGAGCUGAACAAAACGAAGGUUUCAGUUAUUGCCGAUAUUCCAUUCUCUAAGCGCUACCUCAAGUAUCUCACCAAGAAGUACCUCAAAAAGCACUCGCUUCGUGACUGGCUUCGUAUCGUGGCCAUUAACAAGAACACGUACGAGUUGAGAUACUUCCACAUCAACCAAGAUGAGGACGAAGGCAGUGAUAAUGAGUAA
Molecule: messenger RNA, 441 nt
Organism: Necator americanus (New World hookworm)
Lineage: Eukaryota; Metazoa; Nematoda; Chromadorea; Rhabditida; Ancylostomatidae
Exons: 5
Coding region: 1-441 (146 amino acids)
Biological process (GO): cytoplasmic translation
Cellular component (GO): ribosome
Molecular function (GO): structural constituent of ribosome; RNA binding
Source: RefSeq, a predicted model, not a curated record